UCUAACGGCUAGUUACAACAGAAAGUCAACAAGUUCAAAACUCAAACAGAUCUCACACACACAAAUCGUCAUCGCAAUUGUACUUCAACUUCUAGAUUUUUCUCUCCUGUAACGGAGAAAAAUGGAUGAAACAGUUAUUAAUGCAGAAGAAGUUAGGAAGGAAGAUGAGGAAGUUUUUGAGAGAAUUGAAGCUCCUAAGUUUGUCGAUUUCACUAAACCCUACGCCUUUCGCACCGAUGAUGAUCGCUACUGGUUUUGCUCCCGCGUUGGUUGUGACCAAAAGCACGAGGAGGAAAUAAACCACGAAGAGAUCUCAAAACACUUUGUUUUUAGGGUCCUGGCAGCAAGAAGUCCCAACAUCAAGCUUACGAAAACACUAUAUAACGAACACUCCAGAAUAAAAUGUCCACUUUCAGCGCCUGCAAAACCAUCCAAGCCCAAGAUACCGAAGUUAGCCACAAAUGCUUCGUUAAUUUCUCAUAAGAAUGAUGACCCGAAAAGCAAAUCGAGACAAGUUGCUUCCAAAUAUAUGACACCACCAAGUAACAAAAUGAAUCAACCCAAUCACAACUCGUUUCUAAGCGUUGAUGACCCGCAAAACAAAAGUGGACCCCGUUCAAAAGUUGGUUCCGCCCCAGUGAUCAGAUCGAGGCAAGUUGCUUCCAGAUAUAUGACAACACCGAGGAACAAAAUGAGUCAACCCAAACACAACUCGUUUCUGAGUGUUCCGAAUUCAAAGGCAACCGAUGUUGAUGGGCCUAAAAGUGGAACGGUAGCAAAGGGUCUCGUUUUUCGCUCUCCGAAGAAGGCCAUAACUCUCGAAAAGUCUGUUGAAUUGCAUACACCCGUAACAAAGAUAUGUGAAGGAACAAAGAGGCUUGAGAUAUUAACGGGUAGCAGAAGCAAGCCCAAGAAACCAGAACCUGAAGAUUCCUCAAGAAAGUUAAAGAUUCGCAAGAGUGAAAUGAACGAUUUGUGGAAUAUAGAAGAUAAAGAGAAUACAGAAAGUCCUGAAGAUCUUUCAAAUGUUGGUGGUAAAGAAAACGCUUUGAAUGCUCAAGAUAAUAACAGAUCAAACAACCAGCUAUUUGGUAAUAAGAUUGUCAGCAAUGAGAUACAAAAAAAGAACAAGAUUGUUCAAACUGCUGGUCCUGCGGUUAUAAAAUGCAAAAAACCGAAGCCCACAAACAUCAAACCGUUCAGGCUAAGAACUGAUGAAAGAGGGGUUCUUAAAGAGGAGAAGAAGUUUCAUUUUACCGUUCCUGAAAAAGAGGUCGCAAAAGAUACAUGUGUGAAAAAGCAGACAUAUAGGGUUGCGAAAAAUGAAAAGUCUAAUACUGUACUUAGACGACCAGAAUCAUCACAGCAAAGAUCCAGUGCCAGCUUAAGGACAAGAUCUCCAAGAUGCCAGCAACUCGGUGUAAUAGAGAACUCUUCUAAAUUGACUAGCGAUGUAAAGGUGGCGGGGAACAAAACUAGAGGAGUUUCUGCAACAAGAUCCACAUCAAGAGGAAAACCGACUGUGACCGUUGCUAAAGAACCAAACUUUCACACCUCACAUUUGCCGAGGACUUGCUCAAAGACAAUUGCUUAAGUUGGCUGUGGUUUAUGUUUAUGCGAGUUCUAUUUUGGCAAUCAUACAAGUUCUAUUUUGGCAAUCAUGCAUUGAAUUUGCCAAGUUCUAUUUACUUAUCUGAGUGACUCUUGUAAAGGAACAUUAUUAAAG
Helianthus annuus (common sunflower) is the source of this 1726-nucleotide messenger RNA. RefSeq lists its product as uncharacterized. The transcript has 9 exons. NCBI's taxonomy places the organism in Eukaryota, Viridiplantae, Streptophyta, Magnoliopsida, Asterales, Asteraceae. The coding region runs from base 122 to 1594 and encodes 490 amino acids. The record is from RefSeq and is a predicted model, not a curated record.